GGAACUCGACAGUACUAGCUGAAACUUUGUCACUUCACUUCCUCUUCUGGGGCGAUUUACAGAAACGCCACCAUAACUUUUAACCAUCGGUGUAGGGCUGCUCAUUUUAUUUUCUCUUCUCUUCACCAGAAUGGACAGCAGUGCUCAAGGCGGUAAAGCAUUUGGUAUUCUAAAGUCUCAACAAGAAGAAAAACUGAACUCUAUCAAUGAGGCUUUUCUCACAGAUACUAAGUAUGCGGAGGAGGAAGACCUGGCCCAAAAGCUUGAAAUGUUUAAACAGAAGUACAUGGAGUUUGACCUCAAUGACAAAGGAGACAUAGACAUGAUGGGGUUAAAACGGAUGCUGGAAAAACUUGGGUUGACAAAGACUCACCUGGAGCUGAAAAAGAUGAUGUCAGAAGUGACAGGAGGGACAUCGAAAGACACUAUCAGCUACAAUGACUUCCUGAACAUGAUGCUGGGAAAAAGAAACGCAAUUCUAAAGCUGAUCUUGAUGUUUGAAGGCAUGGGUAAGGAACAGGAGCAGAAAGCUGUUGGACCACCGUCUCGCAAAACCUUUUCAGACCUGCCCUGAAAAGUUGCUCCAUCCCAGCUGAACAUUCCUGUUACUGUGCCUCUUAUUUUUUUUUAUAUUUUUGAUAUGACAAUGCCUUGAAAUUCAUCCCAAAUGUCAAGAUAUUAUGCAAUGUGUAAUGUUUACGAAGUAACGCAGUCUAUAUGAAAUGAAGGCAAAACAUACAUCAGUCAGUGCUCAUGUGAGUCCAAAGAUGCCAACAUCACUAGGCUGUGGACACAAUCACGGAUCCUGUUAAACGUGGGCAAAAAUUUGUGGAAGAACUGAAAAGUGAAAUAAAGUUGUGUCGUGCCCCUGCUCUUAAUAAAAUACGAGGUUUUUUAACUCGA
Messenger RNA from Mugil cephalus (flathead mullet), 903 nucleotides. Its product is annotated as allograft inflammatory factor 1-like. The record is from RefSeq and is a predicted model, not a curated record. Gene Ontology annotation, molecular function: actin filament binding; calcium ion binding. The transcript is spliced from 6 exons. NCBI's taxonomy places the organism in Eukaryota, Metazoa, Chordata, Actinopteri, Mugiliformes, Mugilidae. Gene Ontology annotation, cellular component: ruffle membrane; actin filament. Gene Ontology annotation, biological process: actin filament bundle assembly; ruffle assembly. Bases 131 to 574 code for a protein of 147 amino acids.